Molecule: messenger RNA, 1398 nt
Organism: Melanaphis sacchari
Lineage: Eukaryota; Metazoa; Arthropoda; Insecta; Hemiptera; Aphididae
Exons: 2
Coding region: 1-1398 (465 amino acids)
Source: RefSeq, a predicted model, not a curated record
AUGACAUAUUUAGUUUCUUCAAAUAUAAAACAAAAUAAUCCUAGUCCUAAAGAUCUACGCGGAAAACACGCAAACCGGCCUUCAAAAAUUUCUGAUCAAAUUUUAUUUCAAAUUAAAACACAUAUCCAGAGCUUUCCAAGACUUAUUUCGCACUAUAGUAGGCACGAUAAUAAUGAAAAGCGAUUUUUGUCUCCUGAACUAAGUAUCAGUAAAAUGUACAAAUUAUAUUUGGAAAAACACGAACAAGACAUUUUAGAAAAAUUAAAAAACGGGGAAAAAGUUAAACCUAUUGUGAAAUACGAGUUUUUUUCAGAUUAUUUUAAUAAGAAAUUUAAUUUGUCAUUUGGUAACCCAAAAUCUGAUACCUGCCAGACGUGUGAUCGUCUACAGAAUUUGAUAAACGCAGAAAUCGACCAAGAAAUAAAAUUAUCGCUUAUUGAAGAAAAAGAAAUGCAUAAAAAAAAAGCUGAUAUAUUUUAUUCUGAUCUUAAAAAGUUAUCCUUGGAAACAAAAGAAAAUCCUAAAAUGGACGUAUUAUCUUUCGACUACCAGCAGAAUAUGCCUCUCCCUCACGUACCAUGCGGCGACGUUUUUUACAAGAGACAAAUUUGGUCUUAUAACUUUUGUAUAUAUUCGGCAAAAAAAAACAAAGCUUAUUUUUUCAUGUAUGACGAGUCGAUUGCAAAAAAGGGCCAAAAUGAAGUGAUAAGUUUUAUUCAUUACUAUUUAGAAAAUCUACUUCAACAAGGAGUGAAAACCCUUUAUCUUUUUUCUGAUAACUGCUCUUCGCAAAAUAAAAAUAAUGCAAUAAUUCAAUACCUCUACUCUGUAAUACGGUAUAAAGCGUUUGGCUUAGAAAAUAUAACACAGAGGUAUCCUGAGCCAGGACAUAGUUUUCUUCCGUGCGAUCGUUGUUUUGGAUUAAUUGAACAAAAAAAACGAAAAAUAGAACGAGUAUUUUUGCCACAAACAUAUCAAACAAUAGUAAAAGAAACCAACCCAAACAAAUUUUACGUCAUCAACGUGACUCAAAAUAUGAUUUUAAAUUUCUCUGAGUAUUUUAAACCAUUUUUUAAAAAGUACAUUACAAACUCAAAAAAAGAUAAAUUUUCUAUUAUGUCUUAUCGCCAGAUAGAUUAUUCAAUAGACGGAUUAUUUUGCAGUAUUACUGCAAAUUCUACUGGUAAAGAGCAUUACAUACUUCAUAAAAUUGACAAUAAAAGCCCAUUUGAAAAUAUUCCAACACUGUAUCAUAGAGCACUUGAAAUUAAAGCAGCGAAGUUAAAAGACGUUCAGGAACUAGCUGUGAAAUAUGUACCAGCUGAACAUAUGUGGUUCUACAGACAAUUUGAAGACAAUACAAAUAAUAAUCCUGAUCUAUCCGAUUAUGAAUAUUGA